This is a messenger RNA of Rhodotorula toruloides NP11, 1440 nucleotides long. Its product is annotated as alpha/beta hydrolase fold-3 domain containing protein. NCBI's taxonomy places the organism in Eukaryota, Fungi, Basidiomycota, Microbotryomycetes, Sporidiobolales, Sporidiobolaceae. The transcript has 3 exons. The record is from RefSeq and is a predicted model, not a curated record. Gene Ontology annotation, molecular function: hydrolase activity. Bases 1 to 1440 code for a protein of 479 amino acids.
AUGUCCCUCCCACAAGAUCUCGACAUGGACAAGCUCCCUACCCAACCCUACUCCUCCCCUCGCCUCCUCAAAUGGCUCUACUGCACGCAACGCGUCUCCGCCUCCCUCGCGCUCCUCCCCUACUGGGCCAUCAAGUACGCGAUCGGCCACCGUCCUCGUCCGUCUUGGUCCAUCGCCGAGACGCUCUUGAUCGACUUUACCCGCCGAGUAAGCGCCAUCACGGAUCGCGCGGGCGUGCAGCAUGCGGUGAGGGAUCCGUGUGAGGAGCCUCGGCGGGACGCGCUGAAAGAGACGCGGUUCGAGUGGGUUCCCGGAAUCGAAGGAGAGUUGUAUGCCGGCGCGGUCGUGGAUGACGAGGUCAAGCCUCUCAAGCGCGUCGGGACGUUCAUCUGGGAGCGAGCCGAGGACGUGCGCGAGGAUUACGCGAUGCUGAAUGCCAAGGACGCGGAUUUGGCCGAGGAGAACUCGGAUGCUGGGUCGGUCUUUGGAGGACGCAAUAGCGGGACGGAGGAGGGCGACAGGGGAGAUCUCGUCGGAGUGUACUUCCAUGGCGGCGGGUACACGCAUUUCUCGGCGACCGAGUGCGCCCAGACGAGCAUGAUCCCGCGGAGACUGAUGCAGCACGACUACUUUUCCGCUAUUCACGCCGUCGAGUACCGACUCCUCCCUCACCCCUUCCCCGCCGCUCUGCAAGACGCCCUCUCCGUCUACUCCCACCUCCUCCGCUGCGGCGUCCCGGCACACAAGAUCAUCCUGAUCGGCGACUCGGCAGGUGGGAACAUUGCCCUCGCGCUCGCGCGGUGGAUCCGCGACGAGAAGCUCCUCGCCGCGCCAGGUGGCCUGAUCCUCCUCUCGCCUUGGUGCGACCCGUCACACUGCUUCCCCCACUCGACGACUUCGUACGUCCCCCGACCGAAUCCAGAGGAUUACCUCCCCGACGAGCCGGGCGCGAGGAGGUUGCUCGUCACCUCCCUCCUCGGCAACAAACCCCAUUCGUUCCUCAGUUCGCCUUAUAUCUCCCCUGCGUCCCAACUCGGCCCACACGGCUCAUUCGCCGACUUUCCACCAACGUUCAUCCACUACGGAGACGCGGAGCGCCUGGAAGAAGAGAUCGACUCGCUCGUCCGCGGGAUGAGGCGCGAUAAAGUCGAGUUGCUCGAUGUCGAGAAGACCAAGGACGCGGUGCACGAUGUCCUCAUGGUCAGGUUCUGGAACGAGGAGGUCAGGACCGAGAUUUACAGGAGGAUCUGCGAGUGGUUGGACAGGGUCGUCGCGAGGGGGAAGAAGAUGGAUCGGGGCGAGGACCCGCGUGCGCCCGUCGUCGGGUCGUCGUCGUCGAGUUUGAAGGACAUCGAGGCGAAUGGACAGGUUGCGGCGCACGUCCAGCCGGCGAGGGAGGACAUCGAGGAGACGGGUCGCCCGUCAAAACUGCACAAGUGA